AUGCCCCGCAAACGCCGGCGGAUACGAGGACAGAGUGCCAUGGCUUCAGACCCUCCCCAGCUCACCUGGCCCAUUGGCCGGGUCCCAGUCGAGAUCUUUGACGAAAUCACGACCUACCUUUCCCGACCGGAUGUUAAGAACCUCCGCUUGGUCAACCACGAGUUUGACAAGAUGAUCUCGUCCAAGCACUUCCGCAACGUCGUGGUUCCUUUCCGAUCGGAGAUGUAUAAGGCAAGAAAGCAGAAGUACCUGGACGAUGGAGGUCAAGGCCAGCCUCAACUUGGAAAGGACACCCUCUUCUCCAGUGGCAUGCGCAUUUUCCAGUCUUUCGGCGAGCAUAUUCUUCGAUUUGCCUUGUCGCUUGAGCUGGACGAGGAGAGCCUUGCCUACCCUCCCAUCAAGCCGACCCAGCAAGCCGUUACCUCGUACUGGGGUAUCUACCGCUGGCCUCAUGAGUCGUACAACCGAUAUGCGGAACUUGAGGGGCUUGAGCAGACUGCCGAUGAGACAGCGUCCAUGACAGAGGCCUUGAAGUGCCUCGUUCAGGUUCAGGAGCUUGGGCUGUGUUGCGAUGCCGGGCUUGGCUACCUUCUGGGACCCGACCAGCAGUUGGAGAGCCCUCCUCUGCCUCACCCGGUCUUUGGCCUCCGCAAUCUGCGAUACCGAAACCUGCAGCGACGCCUAGCGCGAGCCGAUUCGGACUCUAUGAACGCCCGAAAGCUCGCCUUUGAGAGUCCUCGAGAUUUCAAAUACACGGUGCUGGAGACCAUGGUCACGAAUGCCGGGUACACGCAGGCGCAGGCUAAGGACGCGAUUGCUAUACUCUUGAGCACCGAGAACGUGUCACUCACUAACAUUGACUUUGACGAACGUACCGCCGCCGCUGCUGCCGCCGCUGCCCAUGCGGCCGCCCAUGCAGCCCAGACCACCGCAGAUGCUCGCGCCAACGUAGCUGCUCACGCCAACCAGCACAACAUUGCCAACAUUGCCCAACUCAUCGCCCAGGCGGCGGCCACUGUGCUUAAUGAGCUCACGGCUGGCCAUCCACUGCAGCCCAGGAAUCUGACUAGAGCUCAGAAGGAGAUGCUGCUGGAGCUGGAAUGGGCCCACCGAGCUCUCAUUCAAUCUUACGUCCUCGCCCUCAUCGACAACGCCCGGAUGAAUAGCUUCAAUGCUUUGACGACCCUGACGAUCGCCAAGAUUCCAGGCAGCCACGUCUACAUGCUCCAGAGGUCGGAUUUCUGGCAGAGUCUGCCCAACCUGACCAACGUUGCGCUUGCCGUUGUAGCCGAUUGGCGCCAGGUUUCUAAAGUUGCCCCUGGUUGCGUCGAGGACGACUUCGUCUCGCCUGUCAAGGCGGUGACUAAGGUGUAUCGUUUGAUUCAGGACCACAUCGCGGCACAGUUCAACAUUAAAUUCCUCCAUUUUGAGUGGAUUUGCGGUGGCGAGUUCGCACCUGGCAUCACCCAGCGGAAUCAAUAUGUGCUUCCCGCUCCAUUCUGCGACCCGAUGCAAAUGGUUCAUCCUGAAGGUGCCAAGUCGCCAGACGCCUUGCUCACUCUACCGCACAUCAGACACUUGUCGCUCAAGAACUGCUACUCGGCGCCUCACGUCUUUCUACAGGUUCUACGAACAAUGGGAUCGCAGUCUCUGGAGAAGCUGGAACUCGAAAGUGUCUCUCUCACGGGCGCACCUACGAGAAAUCCUGCUGCCGAGAAUGCCUUUGGACCUGCACUCGUCAUUGGCCCGGCACAUGGUCCAGGCAUUGUACUUCACGGGCAUGGCCAGGCUCAAGGUGCGCAAGCCGCGGGUCAGAAUCAGGCGCCUCCGUUGCCGCCGGCACCUCUUCAACCGCAAGUCAACCCGGGCUUCGGGGGUGCGCCAGGGGUUCCGAUCCCUCAGGGCCCGCUGCAUGCUCCUGGCAUCUUGCCGGCGCAUCUAGCUGGCAUGAUGAUGCAGCAACCUCUUCCGCUAAUCGCCAAUGUGGCGAACAACGCGGCGCCUCCACCUCCACCUCCACCUGAUCCAAUGGCCGGCUGGGGUAGGAUGCGACUACGACAGCCACGACUGCUGUCUUGGGCUGGCAUCAUUGAACGUCUUGCACCGACCCCACCGAUUCAAGAGAUCAUGGUCGGUCAAGGUACCGAAGAUGACGAAGAGGAUUGGGUGGAUGACUUUGUACGGAAGGAUGACGGAUUCUCGCUCUUGCCGCGGCCGCACAGUCUCGUCAGGGAGAAGGAGUUGCUCAGUAUCCACAACAUCUCCCUCAAGUCCUGCGGCUACGUGGUCCUGGACAUUCCGAUGGUUGACAAUCAUAGCAUCAUGCCAACCACGUCCCCCUGGCAAGAGCCUGCGGAAGUGACUGCGCGUCGGCGGGAGCUCAUGCCCUUCAUGCAGUCUUGCGGCGACAGGCUAGCGGCUAAGAUCACCAAUCAUAUCAGCAACCAGGAGCACUUUAACCUCUCGACCGCCUUUGGUAUGGACACGGAGUGGACCGGUGUGUACGAUGAGGAGGUUAUUGAAGCUGCAAAGAGGGAUGGCAUCGUUCACCCUGGAAGAGGACGAAUCACGGGCAUGAUUACUAAGAUGGCUGAGCAGGUAUGA
This is a messenger RNA of Colletotrichum acutatum, 2604 nucleotides long. RefSeq names its product F-box domain-containing protein. Lineage: Eukaryota; Fungi; Ascomycota; Sordariomycetes; Glomerellales; Glomerellaceae. Gene Ontology annotation, molecular function: protein binding. The transcript is spliced from 2 exons. Bases 1 to 2604 code for a protein of 867 amino acids. The record is from RefSeq and is a predicted model, not a curated record.